AUGCCAGUCCUCACCAACAUCUUCCUCGUGGAGCGGAGGGGAGAAGGGCGCAGGGAGCUGGAGUGGCGGCGAUGGACCGGACCCGCCGACGCGCUGCAGGCCGCGCUCGCGGUGCUCCUCGCCGCCGGCUUCCCGGCCCUGUUCGAGCACCACAGCGAAGAGGACGUGGCCGCCUCCAUGCUGGUCGCCGGCGAGAAUGACGACGGCGGCGGCGACGACGACGAUGGUGUGCAGCUGCCCACCUCGAUCACGGUCCCGCGGCUCUGGGUCUUUGGCGCCCCGACGCUGCUCGAGGGCUUCCUCCACCACGCCAUGCUCCACCCCUUUGUCUCCCUGCAGGAGGAUGAACGGGGCAUGUGGGGAGGUGAUAGUGACGACCAGGCAACGGAGCGGCUCGUCGUCAGCCUCCAACGACUCUUGGAAGGGCGGCUGGUUACGAAGGGAUUCGAGCGCACGGAGGACGGCUUCGUAUGUCCGUCGUUGCUGCCCGCGCGGAGGGACGGCGCGAGCGCUGCCUCGUCGGCGAUCGUGUGCCGCAUCGAGGCGUUCAGCUACGGCGAUCGCCUGGGCUUCUACUGCAGCGUUGGGGUCCGCGCUGCCGCCCGCUCACUCAACCUGCGCAGCUCCAGCCCCGAAGAUUUUCUCGCCCAAGUGCUGAUCGAUCAACUCGGCUUCAACGCCUCGGCCUCCGAAGAGUACUUCCUCCCCGACGCGAUGGACAUGGAGGGCGCCGGGUUGGACUCGCUCGAGGACCGGCUCGCGGGCAAGCGCACGCGCGCAACCGACGCGUCCCUGCUCUCUCCCUUUGCCGACGUCGUGGGCGACUCCCGCUCCGCCAAACGCUCACGCCCACAGGAACCUUCGCCGCUGGGCGGGCCGCUGUAUGCGUCGCCGACGGGCGGCAUUCUUUCGCCGGCGGUGACGACCGCCUCGCCGCUGCCCGACGCGGCCGCACUGGUCAAGGACGAACCCGCCGCCGCCGCCGCUGCUCCAGUACCGGUGCCGCCACCAGCCGCGGCCGCCACCAAGGCCGGCAAGGAGGACGACGCAUGGUAUCUCCUCAACGACGACUCCAACGACAUCGACAUCGACUUCGAAUCUCUCAUCCGCUCCCUCUCCACCGAGGACUCGGCGAAUGCGGCGGCGGCGGCGGCGGCGGCGGUCGCGGCUGCGGCCAUUAUGCCGCCGGAGCCGGCGGUCAAGCCCGAGCCGAUGGCGACAGUGAUGGCGCCCGGCGCGCUGGCGUCGCCCUUCGACCAGUUCGCCGACGCCGGCGCGGCGGCGGCGAGGGACGCCACGGCGGCCGCGGCCGCGGCGCUGCUCGAAGGCGGUGGACCCGAAGACGCGAUGAUCCUGACCGGCAUAAGCAUGAGCUCGUCGGCGCCCUCGCCCCUGGCCGCUGCUGCCACCACGCCCACGUCGAUCUCCGAGGCUGACGUCAUCGCCUCACUUGAGGAGCCGUCGUCCACCCAGCCGGAUCAGGCGGGUGAGCGGCUGCUGUUGCAUGUGUGGCCCACGGGCUAUUCUCCGCUGCCGAUCCCGCCGACGCCGCCGAACGCGCGCUAUUCGUACCGUCCGACGUCGCAGCUGUCGCCCUCCGCCCGAGUCGAUUCGCCAUCGCCCGCGCCGCCGCUCAGCUUCCGCUGGUGGAAGCGCAUCUCCGAAUCGUCGUCUUCUUCGUCUUCUUCUUCGGCCAUCACCUCUUCCUCUACUCCUUCCACUUCUGCGACGACGGCCACCGCCGCCGCCGCCACUUGGUCGGCCGCGGCCUCCGCAGCGCUCUCCUCUACUCCGCUCCUCAAAUCCGAAGUGGACGACCUCCUUUCUCCCAAGAUGCAUCGAAUCAAGUCGAACGGGUUUGUGAGCUCCAGCUCGACCUCGCUGAGCGAGGCCGACGAAGCCGAGCCCAAGGCCCGACUCACCGAGGAGAUCGACGACAUCGGGCCGGAGCUCGACGCGCUGAUCGUCCGCGAGGUCGUCAUGCAGCAGUGCAGCUCGACGUUCGACAUGCUCUUCCUGGGCAUCAGCCCGUCGGGCCUGUCCCUGCUCGACGACUCCGGCGGCUCCGUCGGCUCCGGCUCCGGCGGUGGCCCGUCGACGGCCUGGUUCAUGCCGACGCCGGCGAACAACGCCUCUUCCGCGCUGCGACGCUCGAGCGGCGGCGAUGCCGACACUACAUUGGACGGCGCCGAAGUCGACCCGCUCUUCGCGCUGGUGCAGCAGUACAGCAAGGACAGGGCCGUGGCGGCGCAGGCCAGGUCGCAGCUCACGGCCGAGGGCCUCAUGCACGCCCUCGCCACCGUCGGCCAGGCGCUCAACGGUCACACACAGCACCAGCUCCAGCACCACGCGGUGGAGGCGGACUCGUUCGCCACCGGCGGCCUCAGCGUGGUCGGCCCGCUCAGUCUCGCCCAGUGGAACCAGGAGGAGCGGGCGGAGCUGGAGGAGUUGGCGCCCCCGUCGCUGGUGGUGGGCUUCCGGGACGAAUGGCUCAACAUCCCGCCAACCGCCAUCCGCCUAUGGGAAAAGGCCCUGCUCGAACCCUACGCCCCCAGGAAGAACGUGGCGUUCUACGCGCUGGUGCCCAACGACCCGCUGAUGAGCCGGGCGCUGCCGGGCUUUCUGCGCGAUCUGACGGCGGCCUACCAGACCGCCAACCUCGGUGCCCACGAGCCCGCCAUCGAGGACAACAUCCGCUGGGUGGAGUUGUCCGACGUGGAAGCGGCGAUGCGAUCCUACCGCAAGGCGGCCAAGGACCUGGCCCAGGAGCUGCUACGCCAAUGGCGCUCCGGCUCCUACCAGACGCAAGCGGAGGGCUCGGUGGUGGUGUACGUUGUCGACCCGGGUCCGUUGGCCCCGGCGGGGGCCGCGCCGACCGCGCCGCAGGAGCUGCUGCGUUGCGCGGUGCCCCUGCUGCGGGCCGCCAAGGACCUGCCCCACCUCAACAUCGCCUUCCAGAUCCUGCCCACGGCCCUGCUCCUCGAGCCCUGGACGGGGCCGAGCCUGAGGGACCUGGCCUUCUCCGUGUUCUCCAAGUGUCGGCGCAUGAGCUCUCCUCAUUCGAGCGAGAAGCUGUACGAGCCGGUGUACGUGCUGGCCGCGCCCGAGCCCGAUGCCUCGACCACGUUCGUGCUCCACGUGCCGUUGCUGGUCAUCGCCACCCUGACCGACGCGCGCGGCGAGAUGCGCCAGUCGCUCUACCUGGACUCGACCCACGCCCUGGCCCAGCUGUGGCAGUGCGCCCUCAUGGCCAUAGCGCGAGUGUCGGCAACGUGGCGGAUCGUCAUCGGAAAGCUCGGCCAACUCGCCGCCGCCGAAGCCCAGGAGUGGGAGGGGCUGGUGGCGUCGUGGCGUGCGGGCGGCUCCCGAGCGGGGCGAGCGCGUGUGGCGUCGGUCGCGGUCGUGCAGGUCACGCCGCACCCGCACCUCCACCUGCUCCCGGCCCUGGGCAGCGACCUCCUGCCCGACCUCUCCGCCUCCGCGUCCCAGGGCUCGUCGUCCCAGGGCGGCAGCGACGGCGAUCCGCCGGUCGAGGUGUCGACCCACGCCCACCGCUCGCUCGAACUCGAACUCUUCGACGCCUGGCGCACCUCGUCAUCGCUUCACCUCGGCAACUCUUACCUGCUGCCGCGGCCGCCACCAGCGCCGGGCAGUGUCGGAGCUUUGGCCGACCCGACGGCAGCGGCCCCGAUGGCCUCGGUCGCCCUGUUGAACCCCUCCCUCAGCCAAUUCCACGUGCGGUGGGCCGCCGACACCGCCACCCUCGUAAUCUCGCUGGUGGCGCUGACGGACUUGCAGUGGAGCGGAGAGCCGCAGCAGCACCAGGCCGAGGCGGUGCUGCGCGAGGUCGGGCGUGACUACCACCGCCUGUCGUGGCUCACCCUCUCCUCCGCCACCGGCCGUCGCCUCUCCCCUCUACCCCUCCACUUCCUGGCCCCCGCCGCCUCUUCCUCUUCCUCUUCUUCGUCACCUUCCUGCGUGAGCUGA
Messenger RNA from Acanthamoeba castellanii str. Neff, 3987 nucleotides. RefSeq lists its product as uncharacterized. The transcript has 22 exons. Gene Ontology annotation, cellular component: mediator complex. Gene Ontology annotation, biological process: regulation of transcription by RNA polymerase II. NCBI's taxonomy places the organism in Eukaryota, Discosea, Longamoebia, Acanthamoebidae. Gene Ontology annotation, molecular function: transcription coregulator activity. The coding region runs from base 1 to 3987 and encodes 1328 amino acids. The record is from RefSeq and is a predicted model, not a curated record.